Molecule: messenger RNA, 956 nt
Organism: Lacerta agilis (Sand lizard)
Lineage: Eukaryota; Metazoa; Chordata; Lepidosauria; Squamata; Lacertidae
Gene: TMEM240
Product: transmembrane protein 240
Exons: 4
Coding region: 1-714 (237 amino acids)
Source: RefSeq, a predicted model, not a curated record
AUGCUUGGAAAUUGGGGGGGCCAGGAGCCUGCCCCCCCUUCAGGACUGCAGAUCGGUUUGAAGACCUUGUACCUGACCAUCUCUGACCUCUAUAGGAAAACCUGGCACCCCUUCCUCUCCUUUUUCAUUCUGGGCAAGGGGGUGGGGGGUGGGCUGGGGGGUAGCGACACAGCGGCUGUCCAUUUCCAGUUGAUGUCCAUGAAUACAAACACCAUGAUAUUUAUGAUCUUGGGGGCCUCAAUUGUUAUGGCAAUUGCAUGCUUGAUGGAUAUGAACGCACUUUUGGACCGAUUUCACAAUUAUAUCUUACCGCAUUUGAGAGGUGAAGACCGAGUCUGUCACUGCAACUGUGGAAGGCACCAUGUUCAUUACGUCAUCCCCUACGACGGAGACCAGUCCGUGGUGGAUUCGUCGGAGAACUACUUUGUGACUGACAAUGUCACCAAGCAGGAAAUCGACCUGAUGCUGGGACUCUUGCUGGGAUUCUGCAUAAGCUGGUUUCUGGUGUGGAUGGAUGGAGUGCUUCACUACGCCGUACGAGCCUGGCGGACGAGCCGACGGUAUGACACCACUUGGUCUUGGAUUCCAAAAUUUUGUAACUUCAAGGAGUUCAGGAAACGUCACCACCGGCAGUAUGACGAGCCGACCGGGAACAUGGUGCACAUCAAACAGAAGUUGUACCAUAACGGGCACCCCAGCCCCAGACACCUCUAAGAAACCCAAGACUGUUGAGAGGUUGUAGAACUUGGCCUUUUUGCCGUCUGUCGAGGGACCCCGCCUGUUCCUCAAUGGACGCCACUUUAAGGACUUCCGUUUAGUUACCCUUACCGGUGUGUGUCAGCCCGGCACACCCAGAGAAUGCACAAUCCAAUCCUGUCCCGGCUGCGAGGCUCCUGGGACGUUGCACUGUGGUUACCAUUUUAUUGGUGGACUCCUGUAUAUAUGUAAACAAAAAA